Molecule: messenger RNA, 846 nt
Organism: Sporisorium graminicola
Lineage: Eukaryota; Fungi; Basidiomycota; Ustilaginomycetes; Ustilaginales; Ustilaginaceae
Exons: 2
Coding region: 1-846 (281 amino acids)
Cellular component (GO): catalytic step 2 spliceosome
Molecular function (GO): zinc ion binding; RNA binding
Source: RefSeq, a predicted model, not a curated record
AUGGCCUCGCCAGCACCAUCAGAGAGCAGCCUCGAGAGUGGGCAAUGGAAUGAUGAAGAUCAAUCAUUCUACUUUGACACCCACCCAACACCGUACGAAUCGUUUGAUCCAGACCAGUCCUUCGAGGGAUACCAGCAUCUCUUCAUGAAGCCACAAUUCAAUGAUGACGUGAAGCUUGGGACAUCUUCCUCGCUGGAACCUCUCGGCAGUCACUCAAAUGUCAAGCACGAAGAACAAGCACUACCUUUCCGGCAGCAGCGACUGGAGCGAUGCUGCUUCAACUGCGGCGAGACUGGCCACGCUGUAGCGCAGUGCUCUCAACCCCGAGACCGCGAACGCAUCCGUCAGCGUCGCCUCGAGUUUGAAAGCGAAAAAUUGCAACGGGGCGAAGGUGACGACGAAGGCUUUGGAGAGAUCAACGGGCAUGCGAGGCUUCACGAGCAGUUUGCCUCUACCGAGCAGCGAAUCCGAUGGCUCGACGAAUUCGUGCCAGGCAAGCCAAGCCGAGCUCUCAUCGACGCACUCUUGCCGGAGACCGACGAUCAAGGCUCCUUAAGAGACUUGCCUUAUCUGCAGAGGAUGCUCGUCUGGGGUUACCCGCCCGGCUGGAUCUCGUCCAAGGAUCCAGUCGAGCAGAUUAGACGGGGCAUCCAGAGCGACUCACAGUGGGACUAUGUAGAGGUACUAGCCGGAUUUGAUGUUGCAGCCUUGGACAAGAGUGCUCAUCACCCACAGUCGCGCCCCGGAGAUACUCGAGCAAGCGCUGCUAAGGAGAAACGAGAUCUGAGUACCGACGAGAACGCGAAGAGACGACAGGCGACGGUCGAGACCGUCGCACGAUUCUAG